CUUUCAGAUGCAGAUUGGGUAACCUUCACAGUUAGCAACCAGUCUUUUUUUUUCAUCCUAAAGGUGGCUUCAUUUUGUCCAUUACCGACUUUUUAAAAUUUUAUCCCGUAUAUAAAUGUAUGUAGUUUACCAGAGACGACGUGGUGGAGCGGCUCCGAUAAGAUAAAAGAAAAAAAAGAGGCGCGCUUUCUCACAUUAGCUUAUCGGCUAGCUGCGAACGCCAGUAAGUUCGAGUUGGGCUGCAAGGAAAAAAUGUGUAAAGUCAGAAUUCUGAGGGAGUUGGUGAAGCAGCGACUAAAUGUGGCCGUCGAGGAGAUAUUCGGACUCUUCGAGGGAACCAUUGCCGAGUACGAGGAGGAACUUUGUCGAACAAGAGAGGAGAACGAGCGACAACGAGUACUGCUCGACAACGUUUUCAUGCACGCAGCAGACGUCCAACAGGUGUUAGUGGAGAGUCAAGAAGAAGUUCCCCUUGAUUCUGAGCAGCAGCAGCAGCAGCAGCAGCAGCAGCAGGAGGAGGAGCAGGAGCAGGAGCAGGAUCCGGAUCCGGAUCCGGCAGAGCCCGCCCAAAUUAAAAAGGAAGAGGAGGACGUGUGGAGCAAUCCCGGGCAGGAGCCGGCCGACAUCAGCUCGCUGACAGUCACCGGUGUCCCCGUCAAGCGCGAAGAUGACGGAGUCCGCAGUCGAAGCGGAGCGGAGCCCGCGAGCACCAGCUCGUUCGCGCCGAUGUCAGACGUUGACGACGCCAUGUCUUCUGACACCGAUAACAGCGACGAUGCCAAAAAAGCGAAGGCUAAAAAGAAGUCUAAAGGUGAUAAGACGCAUCACAAGGACAACCAAGACUUUAAAUGCUUUCAAUGCGGGAAGACGUUCGCCCACAAGGGAAGCUUGAAAAUCCACAUGAUCACGCACACCGGAGAGAGACCGUUCGCUUGUUCCAUUUGCGCCAAGAGAUUCUCCUUGAAGCAUCACAUGCAAAGACACAUGAGAAUCCACACUGGGGAGAAUCCCUUCUCCUGCUCGGUGUGCUCCAAAGGCUUCGCCGACAAGUACAAACUGAUCAUGCACACGAGCACGCACACCACCGUCAAAGCUUUCACUUGCUCCAUUUGUAAGAAAAGCUUCUACAGCAGGGAAUGCCUUAAGUUACACAUCACGAUGCACAUCAGGGAGAAGCCGAGUCAGUCGACGGCCGGCGGAUCACAAAGAGACGGAAAGAAAGAACCCGCGGCGGGUAACAACAACGACAACGACAGCCAUCCAUUCAUCUGCUUGGAGUGCGGCAAAAUGUUCGUCCAGAAGGGCAACUUGAACCGACACAUGCGAAUACACACCGGGGAGAAACCUUUCGCUUGCCCCGUUUGCACCAAAAGAUUCCGGGAUAAGUCCGAAAUGAUAAAGCACAUGAUGGUGCACACAGGGGAGAAACCCUUUCCUUGCUCGGUUUGCACCAUGAGGUUCCGAUACAGGGCCGGGUUGAUAAAGCACCUGAAGAAACACUCCGGGGAAAAACAUUUCACCUGCAGGGUUUGUACAAAAGGCUGCUCCAGUUUAGCGUCGCUCAUAUUACACACGAAAGAACACUCACUUAGCACCUCGAGUCAAAUCGCGACAACAGAAGCUGACUCACGAGACGUCGACAACAUCGCCGCGUCAUUGAAUAUGGGUGACGAAAAGCUCAACUCUCCCGAGACAGAACCCCCAAAGACGUACUCUGACCCAAAUGACGCCGACGCCGAGCGGCUCCACUGCUACCAAUGCGCCAAAACAUUCCAGCACAGGUCUCACUUCAUCCGUCACCUGAAAACGCACACCGGAGAGAGACCCUUCAACUGCACUCUCUGCGCCAAAGUCUUCUCCAGAAAGUCGGACAUGAAGAUCCACAUCCGGGUGAAGCACACGGGCGAAAGGCCCUUCGCCUGUCCCGUCUGCGGCAAAGGGUUCGCCGUCAAGAAGUACAUGACGUUGCACAUGAGGAGACACAGCGGGGAGAAACCGUUCGCCUGCCUGCUGUGUCCCAAACGGUUCACCACCAAAGCGGAGAUGGAGAGACACAUGAAGAAGCACACGGGGGAAAAAAAACGUGUGCCGCGGACGAUUCGCCAGCGAGAGGAUGCUCGACAAUCACACGUGUGUGCCGGUGACGACAGAUGAAGCUGCGGGAACUUAAGAGAUCACGUGGACUUCAAAUGCGACCAUUGAAAUGAACAUUUUAUAUAUUUUAAACUAGAAAACUGUCUACAGUAAUCCCUCGCCAUUCGCACCCUGCCACAAAUAACAAAAGGUUAUUGACCAACCCCCCGAUACGCUUAGAAUUGCGUAUGUACAUCGUUUGAAAUGUAAAUGUGCAACAAUAUAGAAUCCCUCAGCAGUUUAAUAUCACAUCAAGCUCAUUUUACAAUAUUACAGCAAACGUUCCAGAUCCAAUAAUGUGUGUGUGUGUGUGUGUGUGUGUGUAUAUAUAUAUAUAUA
Phycodurus eques (leafy seadragon) is the source of this 2472-nucleotide messenger RNA. Its product is annotated as gastrula zinc finger protein XlCGF57.1-like. The transcript has 2 exons. The record is from RefSeq and is a predicted model, not a curated record. Lineage: Eukaryota; Metazoa; Chordata; Actinopteri; Syngnathiformes; Syngnathidae. Bases 253 to 2154 code for a protein of 633 amino acids.